Colletotrichum paranaense is the source of this 2643-nucleotide messenger RNA. RefSeq lists its product as uncharacterized. The transcript is spliced from 4 exons. The coding region runs from base 1 to 2643 and encodes 880 amino acids. The record is from RefSeq and is a predicted model, not a curated record. Lineage: Eukaryota; Fungi; Ascomycota; Sordariomycetes; Glomerellales; Glomerellaceae.
AUGGCGGCCGAGAGCGUGGGCCUGGCAGCCUCGAUUGCCGGCCUGCUAUCUCUGGGCUUGCAGAUCACCGGUGGAAUCGUCAAGUACAUGGACGCCUUUGAGGACCGUGACGAGGAACUACGAAACGUCAAGAAACAGAAUGACAAUCUGGGGGUCACGCUCCAUGCGAUGAAGACGGUGUUGGCUGGGCUACAAGGCCACAGUCCUGCAGUCGCCGCUGCAGUAGAUCAGAACAUACGAAGCUGCGAGGAGGAUCUCCGUGCCCUCGAAGCUCUAUGCGUUGAGCUUUCUGAUCACGCUGGCAGCACCUGGAGUAAACGGCUGGAGAACAAGAAGAAGAAAGUGACUUUUGCGUUCCAUCGACCCAAGCUUCGAGAUCUCGAGCUUCAGCUGCAAAAGGCUCACAGUACUCUGCAGUUGAUACAGGGUAGCUUGGGACUGGAAGCCUCGAACAGGAACACAGCUCUGCUGGCGGCUAUCGAGUCGAGUUCUCGCGGCCAAGCUUCCGAAAUGCUCCUAGUCCGGUCAGAAGUAGCAGCAUUCGCUACGCCGAUGGCCGAUGUCAAUAAUAAACUGCAAGGUCUACAAAGUGUUAUGACACAAACUGGACAACUUGUCAUGGCUCAUUCCGGGGCGAUCGAAAGCGAGAUUCAUGAGAGCAGCCAGCGUGUCAGAUAUGACAUUCAUCAUUCACACAACUCGAUUUUAGACCACCUCAAGACAAUCGACCACAAAGUACAGCUCCUGGGAGAAGAGAAUAGUUCUUUACGGGCAUUGGCUCGCAAAGCGGCCUCCAAGCCGGCCGUACUCAAAAGGCUCUCACCCUUACACGAAUUGACGUAUCAAUUUGGUAACUGGGUUGGGGAAGCUGUCGAGGCUCUAUCAAGGGCCAACUGUGAAAGCCAGCCGGCCAUCUCGCACCGGAGUCUCCAUGACAUUUCCUAUUUGCCGGUGUGGUCAGACUUUAGCAUUUUGUGUGUCGACAAGUUCCCUAAGGUUACGAUAGCAUUUGAGUGCGGCCCUCUAAGCACAGCAAUCAUCAACAAUGAUUCAGAUGAAGUAGAUCGUGUUCUGAGGCGUUUUCCCGACUCCAUAACUGAACUUGAUAUCUACGAGCGAAGUCCACUCCAUCUCGCAGCAGCAAAGCCAGAAAUCCUCGCGAGGCUCGUAAAAAGUGCGGAUCUCAGCAUUCUGAAUCAGCGAGAUAGGAAAGGUGCCAGUGCGCUCGAAUUAGCUAUGGCAUUUAGCUCACGGCACUGCGUCAAUGGUGUACAACGCGUAAGGUGCAAAAAGUGUUCCUGCUAUCUCUGCGCAAAGAUUCUCCUAGACGCUGGUUGCGAUCUAGUGUCAAUGUCUGUAAUGCCGGGUACCCCUCAUUAUCUGCUACAUCUGAAUGAUGUCCUGGAGGCCUCAUCAGAGCUCGCUCGGCGUCAUUACAUCUUCCAAACGAGCAAACGCCGAAGGCUGCAGAGAACAGGACACGUUUUGACAAAUAGAAGUCUAUCCACAAAGCAAGAAGUCGGCGAAGAGAGGACGACAAGCGACAUUCAAAGAGGCAUCUCACAGGCCCCAAGACAGCGGCGAAUCUACAAUGAGGCUGAAGAAGCCAUAGAAUCUAUGUCAGACUGGAUAUUUCAGCAAAUCUGGUCUGUCCACCUGGCCCAGUUGUUCUAUAGGCAUGGAUUCAUGCCAAAGCCAUCUGUGUUUCUCCAGCUUCUCCAGUCGAGAACACCCUCACUUUGGGAUCGCCUUACUCCGGAGAUUGUUUGCUGGCUUCUGGAGCAUGGAGGAGAUCUCUUCUUGCGAUCGCCUGCAGGCCCUGUCAACAAGACCGCCGAUGACGGAGUGUUCGCCGCGCACUACGUCUUUUACCAAUUAGGCAGAAACCAUUUUCUGUGGUUGCCAAGCUAUCUAGCGGCGGCUCCAGUGUCGGCCAUCUUCGAAAGAAUCACUGUGACCUGCCUUAAUCUUACGGACGGCUGCUGCUGUCCCUGUUCGACAAAAGGAUGCAGCUCAUUUACGUGGUUGAUGAAGGGCUUCGCUACACAUAAAAAUGGAUCAGCAACGCCAGAGCAAGCAUGUUUAGAUCACGCUCGCAGGAUAGCUGAUCACUUCAAGUCAUGCGGUCCCGAGUUGACACUCGCAACUUAUGAAGAGGCCAUUAGGUUCAUGACAUUUGAAGCACUGGACCUCUUUCACAGCUGUUGCAACACACGUUCUGUGGUCGAUGAGGGUGCGGCUUGGGUUGACAUAGAUGAUACGGAGGUCAUCGAAGAGCAGGGUCUCCUCCUUGAGUUGCAUGAAGAAUUGGUUGUAGAAUUCACUCGUGAAGCUAGGGGAUAUCUGGGAGAUGGGCCAAAUGGUGGGAUAUUGUCCACUCAGUUUUGGAGGUCAUACUGGACCGAUCGAAUGACCGAAGAGUUAAAAAAGCUGAAUGGGGGAGACUUGACUGCUACAGAAAGACGGGAUGCAGAGGAGAUCGGCGUUAUAUGGGACGAAUCAACCGAGGGCGACGAGGGCGACAAAUGCAAAGGUGGGAAUCCGUACGACCGUGGUGAUGUGGAGCACUACUGGUUUGAGUUGGAUCUCAUCUGCCCCGAGUACAAUGAGCCAUGGCCAGAGGGAUUGCGCUGCAUUCAUUGA